AUGUUUAUGGGUGAGAGCCGUAACUUUACGGGACGGGUAGUGUUGGUCACCGGAUCUAACAGUGGUAUCGGCGAAGGGAUUGUCAAACUGUUUGCCAUUUUGGGCGCCAAUGUUGUGGUCACCGGUAGGAAUGUGACCAGGAUCAAUAAUGUGGUCAAUGAGUGUCGCAAAAUAUCGCCACAAUCACUGGAGCCGUUGGGAAUUGCGGCCGAUUUGACCAAGAGCGAUGAGCUGGCCAAUUUAAUCGACUCGACGAUCAAACAUUUCGGAAAACUUAAUGUAUUGGUCAACAACGCGGGACAAUUUCUCCCAUUAACCAAAAUUAGUUCGGACAAUUUACUAGCUGUCCAUGAUCAGAUAUUUGCCAUCAACUUGAGGGCCAUCGUUGAGCUCAUACACCGAUCGGUACCCCAUUUGAAGCGCACGCGCGGAUCCAUUAUAAACACAGCCAGUAUUUCUGGCAUUAUUCCAUCAAUGCCUCACCAUGCUUACUCGCCUACAAAAGCUGGCGUGAUUACAUUGACAAAAGCAUUGGGCCUGGAAUUAGGGCCAAUGGGAAUUCGCAUCAAUUCAAUCAGCCCGGGAGUCACUCAAAGUCGAAAUAUGCCAGCUGAAUUUUUAACACACGUGAUUGAAUUUACACCAGUGGGUCGCCCUGAGAAUACUAAUGACAAAUUUUAA
Messenger RNA from Medioppia subpectinata, 681 nucleotides. NCBI's taxonomy places the organism in Eukaryota, Metazoa, Arthropoda, Arachnida, Sarcoptiformes, Oppiidae. The record is from the annotation of a GenBank genome assembly.